AGAUGUAGUUGAAUGAAUGAUUUUUAGUUUUAAGUAGAUAAAAAAAAAAAAUCGUAUCCGCGUUUGUGUCUAUUUUUCAAAAAAAAAUCAUUCCCCCUAAUUUGUACCCCCAAAAUUAUAGGUUUGUUUGUAAAAUUGAGUGAUAAAAGAGUUGAGAAGUAGAAGUAGAAGUAGAAUGUCGGUGCAAAAGGAGCCAGAGCAAGUUAUGAAGCAAAGAGGAGGAUCAGUGCUUGGCAAAAAGACUAUUCUGAAGAGCGACCAUUUUCCUGGUUGCCAGAAUAAACGCUUGUCUCCUCACAUCGAUGGUGCUCCCAAUUACCGUCAGGCUGACUCAUUACGUGUUCACGGUGUCGCAAUCCCAACCAUUGAUGGAAUUCGAAAUGUUCUUAAGCAUAUUGGGGCUCAAAUGGAUAGCCUACGAGCUCAUGUUCUUUGGAUUAGCCUUCGUGAGGAGCCGGUGGUCUACAUCAAUGGGCGACCUUUUGUGUUGCGUGAUGUGGAGCAGCCCUUCUCCAACCUUGAAUAUACGGGAAUCAACAGGGAUAGGGUUGAACAAAUGGAAGCUCGAUUGAGAGAAGAUAUCUUGAUAGAAGCUGCAAGAUAUGGAAAUAAGAUCCUUGUCACUGAUGAACUGCCAGAUGGUCAGAUGGUGGACCAGUGGGAACCAGUGUCACGUGAUUCUGUAAAGACACCCCUAGAGGUGUAUGAGGAAUUGCAAGUAGAGGGGUACCUUGUUGACUAUGAACGUGUUCCUAUUACUGAUGAAAAAUCACCAAAGGAGACAGAUUUUGAUAUUUUGGUGCAUAAAAUUUCUCAAGCAAACUUAAAUACAGAGAUAAUUUUCAACUGUCAAAUGGGACGUGGACGAACUACAACUGGGAUGGUGAUUGCAACAUUGAUUUAUCUCAACCGUAUUGGAAAUUCUGGUAUUCCAAGAAUCAAUUCCAUUGGGAGAGUUUCUGACUCUGGUGCUAAUGUUGCUGACCAUUUGCCAAAUUCAGAAGAGGCAAUUCGUAGAGGAGAAUAUGCAGUCAUAAGAAGCUUGAUUCGGGUAUUAGAGGGUGGUGUUGAAGGAAAAAGACAAGUGGAUAAAGUCAUUGACAAGUGUGCCACCAUGCAGAACUUACGUGAAGCAAUUGCCACUUAUCGUAGUAGUAUUCUGCGUCAACCGGAUGAGAUGAAAAGGGAGGCAUCACUUUCAUUUUUUGUGGAGUACUUGGAAAGAUACUACUUUCUUAUAUGCUUUGCUGUAUUUAUUCAUUCUGAGGGAGCAGCUAUCCGCUCAUGUUCAUUUGGUCAUAGCAGCUUUGCUGAGUGGAUGAGAGCAAGGCCAGAAUUGUAUAGUAUUAUUCGCAGAUUGCUCAGGAGAGAUCCAAUGGGUGCACUUGGAUAUGCAACUUUAAAGCCAUCUCUGAUGAAGAUUGCCGAAUCUGCUGAUGGCCGCCCUUCUGAGAUGGGUGUAGUUGCUGCCCUUAGAAAGGGUGAGGUUCUUGGAAGUCAAACUGUUCUAAAAAGUGACCAUUGUCCUGGUUGUCAAAACACAAGUUUACCGGAGAGAGUGGAAGGUGCGCCUAAUUUUAGAGAAGUUCCUGGGUUUCCAGUUUAUGGGGUGGCAAAUCCAACCAUUGAUGGAAUUCUCUCUGUCAUUCAGAGGAUUGGCAGUUCUAAACGUGGUCGUCCUGUUUUUUGGCACAAUAUGAGAGAAGAACCUGUUAUUUACAUCAAUGGAAAACCAUUUGUUCUCCGUGAAGUUGAAAGACCAUACAAAAACAUGCUGGAGUACUCGGGUAUUGAUCGUGAGAGGGUUGAGAGAAUGGAAUCUCGAUUAAAAGAAGAUAUCCUGCGAGAAGCUGAACACUAUGGGAAUGCUAUAAUGGUUAUUCAUGAAACAGAUGAUGGGCAAAUAUUUGAUGCUUGGGAACACGUGAGUUCUGAUUCCAUUCAGACCCCACUUGAGGUUUUCAAAAGCUUAGAGGCUAAUGGUUUUCCCAUUAAGUAUGCACGUGUGCCAAUUACGGAUGGUAAAGCUCCCAAAAGUUCUGACUUUGACACAUUGGCAGUGAAUAUUGCUUCUGCUUUGAAGGAUACUGCUUUUGUUUUCAAUUGCCAGAUGGGUAGAGGAAGGACGACCACUGGUACUGUGAUUGCUUGCCUUCUGAAACUUAGAAUUGAUUAUGGAAGACCUAUAAAAAUCCUGGUUGAUGAUAAGACCCAUGAAGAGGUGAAUGGUGGUACCUCAAGUGGUGACGAAACUGGAGGUAGUGUUGCUGCCUCAACCACCGGUAUCACAAAAAUAAGAUCUGAAAAAGAGAAAGGUCGGGUUUUUGGUAUAAAUGACAUCCUGUUGUUGUGGACAAUAACAAGAUUAUUUGAUAAUGGGGUGGAAUGUCGGGAAGCCUUAGAUGCUAUUAUUGAUAGAUGUUCUGCUCUGCAAAACAUACGACAAGCAGUUCUGCAAUAUAGAAAGGUAUUCAAUCAACAACAUGUUGAGCCAAGGGUGAGGAGGGUUGCAUUGAACCGUGGUGCUGAGUACUUGGAGCGAUACUUCCGUUUAAUUGCCUUUGCAGCAUAUCUUGGAAGUGAAGCAUUUGAUGGGUUUUGUAGGCAAGGAGAAUCCAGGAUGACAUUUAAGAAUUGGUUGCAUCAGAGACCAGAGGUCCAAGCAAUGAAAUGGAGCAUAAGAUUAAGGCCUGGCCGAUUUUUUGCUGUUCCAGAGGAGUUGAGAGCACCACAUGAGUCCCAACAUGGUGAUGCAGUGAUGGAUGCCAUUGUCAACAACCGUAAUGGUUCUGUUUUGGGGAAAGGCUCUAUAUUGAAAAUGUACUUCUUUCCUGGUCAAAGAACUUCCAGCCAUAUACAAAUUGAUGCUGCACCACAUGUUUACAAGGUAGAUGGAUUCCCCGUGUAUAGCAUGGCAACUCCAACAAUUGAUGGUGCAAAAGAGAUGUUAGCAUAUUUAGGUGCCAAGCCUAAAGCAGAAAACUCUGUUGCUCAUAAAGUAAUAUUAACUGAUCUGAGAGAAGAAGCAGUUGUUUACAUUAAUGGCACGCCAUUUGCCCUAAGGGAGCUAAAUAAACCUGUUGAUACACUCAAGCAUGUGGGAAUCACAGGCCCAGUGGUGGAACACAUGGAGGAACGACUAAAAGAAGAUAUAUUAUCUGAGGUUAGACAUUCUGGUGGACGGAUGCUUUUACAUCGUGAAGAACAUGGCCCAACACUAAAUCAGUCCAGUGUUGUAGGAUACUGGGAAAACAUCUUAGCAGAUAAUGUGAAGACGCCUGCUGAAGUAUAUGCUGCUCUGAAAGAUGAGGGUUAUAAUAUUACAUAUAGGAGAAUACCAUUGACUAGAGAGAGAGAGGCUUUAGCUUCUGAUGUUGAUGCAAUCCAAUACUGUAAAGAUGAUGCUGCAGGGUGUUACCUUUUCGUAUCACACACAGGGUUUGGAGGAGUCUCAUAUGCUAUGGCAAUCAUUUGUGUUAAACUUGGUGCAGAGGCAACCUUUACAUCAAAUAUUCCAGAGCUAAUGGUUGAUACAAACAUGCACUCUAGAAGUGAAGCAAACUUGCCUUCAAGGGCGUCUGAAGAAGAAGCACGCAGGAUGGGUGAUUACCGCGAUAUACUAAGCCUCACAAGAGUACUCAUGUAUGGUCCCCAAAGCAAAUCAGAUGUUGACAUUGUGAUUGAAAGGUGUAAAGGCGCAGGGCAUUUGCGAGAUGAUAUUCUUGAUUACAGUAAGGAACUUGAGAAGUUGCCCAAUGAUGAUGAUGAGCACCGAGCGUACUUCAUGGAUAUGGCUAUAAAGGCUUUAAGGCGCUAUUUUUACCUAAUCACCUUCAAGUCCUACCUCUACUGCACUUCUCCAGCUGAGACGACAUUCGCUUCAUGGAUGGAUGCGAGGCCUGAACUUGGACAUCUAUGUAACAACCUCAGAAUAGAUAAAUGAUUUCAGGCGUAUAGCAAUGUGCAUAUAUUAAGCUUAUGUAAACUGUUCAUGUCUGGAAAGUAAUUUUAUUUCUAGCUAAAAUGAAGGGUACACAUGCAAAGACUA
Quercus robur (English oak) is the source of this 4048-nucleotide messenger RNA. RefSeq lists its product as uncharacterized. Bases 176 to 3943 code for a protein of 1255 amino acids. The transcript is spliced from 19 exons. NCBI's taxonomy places the organism in Eukaryota, Viridiplantae, Streptophyta, Magnoliopsida, Fagales, Fagaceae. The record is from RefSeq and is a predicted model, not a curated record.